AUGCUUUUGCUACGACAGAUCGUUGUUUUGGUCUUAUUAUCUUCUUGGCCAAUCGCAUCGUUGAGUAAAGAGUCGAAUGUUCAAUGGUGGGCUGUUCAGUUGAAAGAAGACAGCAAUAGAAUCAAAGCUACUUCAGUAGAGUAUCUAGACAAAGUAGCCAUCGAUAUUGCCAGCCAAUAUUCGUUGAAACUCUACGGUCGUAUUGGAGAAUUAGCUAACUACUAUCUAUACUAUUCAUCAGUGGAUUCUCAUGCUGGCCAUAGUGUAUUGCAGCUCAAUCAGAAGUUACAGAAUCAUCCUUUCAUUCAAUGGCAUCAGCUACAAGAGAAUCUAGUUAGACAUAAACGACAAGUUGAAAGCCCUAUAAACUUUCCUGAUCCAUUUUAUCCUGAUCAAUGGCAUCUGCAUAACUUAAGAGAUCCAAAUCAUGAUAUUAACGUGACAAAUGUUUGGAAUCAUAAUAUUACCGGGAAGGAUGUCGUCGUCGCUAUCAUAGAUGAUGGUGUUCAAUGGAAAAAUGAAGAUCUAGUAGAUAAUUAUGUCUGUAGUGUAGCAUUGCAUUUCCUACGAUCCAGUUAUAAUUGUAGUCUUGCUAGGACAACAUGUAGCCAAAAUUAUGAAGCAGAGCCAAAAGGGAGCUGGGACGUAAUCGAUAAUGAUGACGAUCCGGUACCUGCAUUUGCAUAUCCACAGACUAAUUACCAUGGUACUAGAUGUGCUGGUGUUGCUUCAGCAGUAACCAAUCAAUACUGUGGUGUGGGGGUAGCUUAUGGAUCAAAAUUUUCAGCUAUACGUUUACUAGAUACGACCACUACCGAUGCAAAAGAAUCCGCCGCUUUCAGCACUAAAUCACAAACCAAUGAUAUCUACAGUUGCAGUUGGGGACCAUUGGAUGAUGGCAAAACUGUUGAUGGACCUCGAGAACUUACAAAAAAAGCAAUAUUGGCUGGAGUUACGAAUGGGAGGAAAAAGUUAGGCAACAUUUUUGUGGUUGCUGCUGGUAAUGGUGGCACUCUGGACGAUUGUAAUUACGAUGGGUUUGCCAACUCAGUAUACACGUUGACAAUUGGUGCAGUUACUGAAAAUUUAAGUCCAACUCCUUAUUCAGAGCCUUGCUCAGCGAUGCAUGCCGUUGCUUUUGGUGGUAGCUCCGGUUCAGCAAGUAUUACAACAACUGAUUGGAAAAGCGAUAGGAAUUCUGGCUGCACAAGGUCAUUUACCGGUACUUCGGCGGCGGCUCCAAUGGCCGCUGGGAUAGUAGCACUGAUGUUGUCAACAAAUUUUUGCCUGACAUGGAGGGAUGUCCAAUAUAUAAUUGCACUGUCGUCUGUUAAGAUUCGAGCUAAUGAUAAUCGCUGGAUGACAAAUACGGCAGGUUUCCAUCACCACCCUCUCUUCGGAUUUGGCUUAAUCAGCGCAUGGAAUGCUGUAAAACUAGCUGCGACUUGGGAAAAUCUUCCUCCUUCUCAACAAUGGCAAUCCGAUAAUUAUAUAGGAGAUUCGGGCCACGUACUAAUUAAUAACACCCAUACUUCCAGUGUUAAUGUUAAUUUUACGGGCCUAGUGUAUACCCUUGAGCACGUUGUUGUGUCUGUAAGUGAAAAAUAUGUCAAUGGAAAAAUAGUCUCUCCUAACUACAAUAAUCAGGUUCAUUUAGAACACUCGUUUAGAGGUAACAUAGAGAUUUAUAUACGAUGUCCGAGCGGGAUCGAAGCGAAACUUGCAAGUUCUAGGACUACUGAUAAUUCCAGGGAAGGAUUUAAUAAUUGGGAGUUUUCAACUGUUAGAUGCUGGGGUGAAAGUCCCUACGGCUUAUGGGAACUACGAAUAGUAGAUACUGGAUCUCGAAAAGAUGGCGUGUUAAAGUCAUGGUUCCUUAGAUUGUUUGGUUCUACAAUGCUGACUUCGGACGUUGCAAGAAAAAUAAGGAUUGCUCAAGAGGUAUCCACAUCGGAUAGUUUGCAAUUUAAUUCUGAGUGUCCACUAAAUCCGAGAAAUGUAACUGACGGUGCAGAGACGAGUAUUUAUCAGGGAAAUCCUCUUAAUCUAAUGUGCAUUGUGGUAUCGUACUUGCUGUCACGCUUCGUCGCCGAUUCUUAUUAUUGA
Molecule: messenger RNA, 2106 nt
Organism: Trichoplax adhaerens
Lineage: Eukaryota; Metazoa; Placozoa; Uniplacotomia; Trichoplacea; Trichoplacidae
Exons: 19
Coding region: 1-2106 (701 amino acids)
Biological process (GO): protein processing
Cellular component (GO): Golgi membrane; trans-Golgi network
Molecular function (GO): serine-type endopeptidase activity
Source: RefSeq, a predicted model, not a curated record